Molecule: messenger RNA, 1911 nt
Organism: Pleuronectes platessa (European plaice)
Lineage: Eukaryota; Metazoa; Chordata; Actinopteri; Pleuronectiformes; Pleuronectidae
Gene: ndfip1l
Product: Nedd4 family interacting protein 1, like
Exons: 8
Coding region: 179-871 (230 amino acids)
Biological process (GO): vacuolar transport; ubiquitin-dependent protein catabolic process; positive regulation of protein ubiquitination
Cellular component (GO): Golgi apparatus; endoplasmic reticulum; perinuclear region of cytoplasm
Molecular function (GO): WW domain binding
Source: RefSeq, a predicted model, not a curated record
CCUCCCUAGUCAGUGGUGUGGCCACUGCAGGAAGAAGAAGAAGAAGCAGAAAGAGGAGGAGGAGAAGCUUCUUCUCGCUGUGGACGAUUCAGUUUCCUCUUUACCCUGUUAUAUAAUUGCUCUGGUUCCCUCUCGGCUUCUUUCUCCCUUUGGUCGACGACGAGCCGUUCUCAGCGGAAUGGCCGAACCCGGCGCCAGAUACCAGCAGCUUCCCAAUGAGGAGGAGCCAGAGGAGAGUCCACAGGUAGCUGCUGACGCUCCUCCCCCGUACAGCAGCAUCACCGAGGACAAUGCUGCCUUCUUUGACUGCAAGGAAGACGGUGCUUUCCCCAAGCCUCCAUCAUACAAUGUAGCCACUACGCUACCCUCCUACGAUGAAGCAGAAAGAACCAAAGCUGAGACGGCUGUUCCACUGGUAACCGGAAGACAGCCUCCGCGCAGGCAACGCCUGGAGUCUUUUGACGAAGUAAUUCGCAGUACACUGGAGAAUGAAGACUUUGUGAACAGAGACGACUUCGAAGAUGCCGAUCAGCUGAGAAUAGGAAAUGACGGCAUCUUCAUGCUCACUUUCUUCAUGGCAUUCCUCUUCAACUGGAUCGGUUUCUUCCUGUCUUUCUGUCUGACCACGUCCGCAGCCGGCCGCUACGGAGCCAUCUCAGGCUUUGGCCUCUCUCUCAUCAAAUGGAUCCUCAUCGUCCGGUUCUCCACAUACUUCCCCGGUUACUUUGAUGGACAGUACUGGCUGUGGUGGGUGUUCCUGGUGUUGGGAUUUUUGCUCUUCCUGCGUGGAUUCAUCAACUAUGCCAGAAUCCGCAAGAUGGCCGACACCUUCGCCACCCUGCCACGCACCCGAGUCCUCUUCAUCUACUAAUCCCACAAUCCUACCCCUUUCACUGAGGCCCACUGUCUGGCUCAAUACAAUCAAAACAGUAGAAAGGAAUCUUUUUUUUCCUCUGCUUGACAUAAUUUGGACAAAAUGUCCCCUUUUGGUGUAAAUUAGUGAACGCUGAGAAAUCUGUAAAACCCAUCAGUUGUUAGUGGUGAACUGUUAAGUGCUAUUUGCAGUUUUGAAGUAUGUAAUGUAUAAAUUUAAUGCCUUAUUUACUAUUUUACCAUCUGUUGGUGGUAGCAGCUGCAUGCACUGUCUACCCGUUUAACCACCAGGGGGCAGGCUUGUUUGUAUUAUCUUUUCUACUGGUCUUCAACCUCAUGAAGUAAUUUGUUCAGAGGGGCCAGUGGGCAAUUUUGAAGUUAUGGGUUGAUUUACACAAUCUGAAAUAAUAUAUUUCAAGUAUCAGUAUGUUGUGUUUUUACAUUCCUGCCCAAUACUUAUUGUGUGUGAAAUAGAAAAAGAUUCAGGUAAUAAAAGCUGGAAAAGGGAUAAUAUUGGUUGUUUUGGGGUUCAGGAGCUAAUCUAGUUGAGGGCCAAGAUCAGGGGGUCGAGUUUCCCCUAAAGCAUCGUUUCCUUGUGUAUUUAUGCUUCGUCUAUGCACUCACUGUAACCAGGAAUCAUUAUUUACCUAACAAGUUAUUUCAUCUGAAGCAUAAAGGUGCAGUGUGGUCACUGCCUUGCUCUAUGGAUGGAAUUAGCUGAUAGUCUGUGACAGGUUUCACAUGUGCAAUUACGUAGUUUUCGUUAAAAAACAAAUGAUUCCAAAUCUUUAUCUUAUUGGCACCCCACUGGUUUCCAAUGUGGAAAAUAAUAAUGUAUCACUAGAUGUGAAUUGGAUCUCUGGCCUGUUCAGAACAAAGUAUACAAAUUAAUUUAGAGCAGAGAGCUUUAUUUUUAUUUUACGUAGCAGUGAAAUAUUCAGAGUCGUUAUUUUUAUGUUAACCCUCGUUCUAGUUUUUAUUGCGAGAAUUGUACGUGUCUGGCUUGAAACAUGUUUGGAAUUAAACUGGAAAAGUACA